UCUGGAUUUCUUUUCUGACACAGGGUAGAGCARGCACCCAGGUUUUCCUCACUUGUGCUGUCUCCCGUCUCAUCCAUCUGGUACUGCCCCUGAAAUGGAGUACGUCUGGUAUUGGCUCGAUGAUUCUGGCCAGUUGAUUGAGUAUGGGAAAGAGCACCCAGUUCAUGUCUCUGCCACUGUGACAUCUGAAUUUCUGGAGAAYGAGUAUCAAACUGACAAGAAUGGUGUUAUUUACUUCAGGGCUGGCUCUCAGCAGUAUAAAUUAGACUUUGCAGACAUGGUCCAAACAAAUGUGGUCUUUCAAACUCGAAGAARUGUCAUUCGGCUGCCAAAACAGUCUGAAGGUGGACAAGAUGGAAGAAACUCACCAGCUGACGGUGAACAUGAAGCUGAGGGUUCAAUUAAAGUCCAAAACACAACUCUGUCACAUCCUGUCUAUCCUCCACAGUGGGACCAAACUGCACUCCCUGAUAUCGGUUUCAAGUUGAUACAGCUCAGCUACGAUUCCCAAGAAUAUGAAAAAAUCAAGACUCUGUUUGAGAAGACAAUGAAAAAUUACUGCAUCAACCAACUGCAGAGGAUCCAGAACCCAACACUUUGGGACAUUUUUCAGUGGCAAAAAGAGAAGAUGAAGAAGAUCAAUAAAUUGAAAACGGUGGAYGAGCGGCUCCUGUUCCAUGGCACAAAUCCAUCCCACGUGCCUGCCAUCUGUGAGCAGAACUUUGACUGGAGACUCUGUGGGACUCAUGGGACGUUGUAUGGGAAAGGGAGCUACUUUGCCCGGGAUGCCAGCUAUUCCCACGAGUACUGCUCGUCCCGCAGCGGGCGCUACAGCAUGUUCGUGGCUCAGGUCCUYGUUGGGGACUUUGUGCAGGGACACCCCGAGUUCUGCCGCCCCCCAGCCAGAGCCAGCAAUUCCAACAGACUCUAUGACAGCUGCGURGACGACCCCACAGACCCUUCCAUCUUUGUCAUCUUYGAGAAGCAGCAGAUUUACCCUGCCUACAUUUUGGAGUACAGUGUUGAGAGCCGCUGUGUGCUCCUGUAACGAGCGGUGCAAUCUCCUUUCAGUUCACACGGAAUAAAUUACUCUUUAGUACACUUUUUUAAAAAAAAAUGUUUGAACAAUUUUAGUUGUAGGUUUAGGAUACUUUGUAAUGCAAUGAACUAGUAUCAAUCCCCUGAUGGUUUUGGGGGCAUUUGUUCUUUGUUGGGCUAUUCUUUCCCCAGAAAAAGUACUAAAUCUUAUCAUUGACCAUAUCUCUAACCUGGAACAGAUUCCUACCUGCCUGGCAGGUGUACCCUCAUGCAGUGACACCAUCUGAGUUAUAAUUAACUUGGUCCACUGCUGUGGUCACUUUGGRUUGAUUCCUGCCUGUGAUGGUGCUGAUAUGCCCAAGGGACACUGGGCAGGGAAUGUGAAAGAAGGAAAAGUGAAAGUACCUGCAUCAUGGUGCACAAGAGAGGAAUCACGGCCUGUCUUUCCAGUAAAUGGCAGGAAUCUUGUAAUUAAUGGUGGCAAAGAACAUUUCCUUGUUUCCUGGUUACAUUGCUGACAGCUCUUACCCUGUUCUGCUGUGUCAAGUCAGCCUGUCCCUGUGGCACCCUAUCCUUCAUCUGUCCCCACUGGAUUUAGGGCAGGAGAAGCAGGGAUGUGACAGUGAGGAAGUCCGUGGUGAGCUGAAUAAUGGCCCAGAGCAGUGUCCCAGCAGGGCUGCAGAGCCAGGACCUGCAGCAGGGAGUGGUGACAGACAGGGGCAUGGGGAGGGGUGGCUGCUGGCAGGGCCACCUCCUUCCCACCCUGCUGGUGGCUGUUUUAAAUCAUCCUGCUGCUGUUCUGAAUUACUGCUUCCCUGGGGGACUGAGAAGUGUCCCAGUAGUGUGUGCUCCAGUGGGGAGAGCUUGAAUUGUGGUCAUGGUACUUGAUGGAUAAUGGGAUAAUAUCUAGGAUGACUGAUAGCAUAGAAAAAAAAAAAAA
This is a messenger RNA of Malurus melanocephalus (red-backed fairy wren), 1978 nucleotides long. It is a transcript of the gene PARP12, whose product is annotated as poly(ADP-ribose) polymerase family member 12. NCBI's taxonomy places the organism in Eukaryota, Metazoa, Chordata, Aves, Passeriformes, Maluridae. Gene Ontology annotation, molecular function: NAD+ poly-ADP-ribosyltransferase activity. The transcript is spliced from 8 exons. Bases 95 to 1048 code for a protein of 317 amino acids. The record is from RefSeq and is a predicted model, not a curated record.